Molecule: messenger RNA, 247 nt
Organism: Symbiodinium necroappetens
Lineage: Eukaryota; Dinophyceae; Suessiales; Symbiodiniaceae
Source: the annotation of a GenBank genome assembly
GAACAAAAACUGCCAUGCAGAAAUGGCCCUGCCGGUGUACGAUCAGGAGCUCCAACUCUGGAGGUGCAAGUGCCGUAACACCUACGCGAGCUCUGGAAGGAAGCGGCAAUCUACUGACGUCGCAUGGGGUGGCAUGCCGCAGACCUUCGCAUAUUACCAGUAUGAGAAGCGUCGUUGGGCCUUCUGUCCCGGCUACGACCCAGUCCGCCGAUUGGAUCUCUUCGAACAGCUCAGACAACGCAAAUAG